AUGUAGCUGCAGCACAGCCUUCCCUAACGUUGCAACUGGAGGAAAAAUCACUUUCCUGCCUGUUUUGCAAGGUGUGCAUUUCCAUCUUGAUUCUCUGGAAGUCCAUCUGCUGCAUCGGUCAAGAGAAACUCCACUUGCAUGAAGAUUGCACGCCUGCAGCUUGCAUCUUUGUUGCAAAACUAGCUACAGAAGAGAAGCAAGGCAAAGUCUUUUGUGCUCCCCUCCCCCAUCAAAGAAAAGGGGAAAAUGUCUCAGUCGAAAGGCAAAAAACGAAACCCUGGCCUUAAAAUUCCAAAAGAAGCAUUUGAACAACCUCAGACCAGUUCCACGCCACCUCGAGAUUUAGACUCCAAGGCUUGCAUUUCUAUUGGAAAUCAGAACUUUGAGGUUAAGGCAGAUGACCUGGAACCUAUAAUGGAACUGGGACGAGGUGCGUACGGGGUGGUGGAGAAGAUGCGGCACGUGCCCAGCGGGCAGAUCAUGGCGGUGAAGCGGAUCCGGGCCACAGUAAAUAGCCAGGAGCAGAAAAGGCUAUUGAUGGAUUUGGAUAUUUCCAUGAGGACAGUGGACUGUCCCUUUACUGUCACCUUUUAUGGCGCCCUCUUCCGGGAGGGUGAUGUCUGGAUCUGCAUGGAGCUCAUGGAUACAUCACUAGAUAAAUUCUACAAACAAGUCAUUGAUAAAGGCCAAACAAUUCCAGAGGACAUCUUAGGGAAAAUAGCUGUUUCUAUUGUAAAAGCAUUAGAACAUUUACACAGUAAGCUCUCUGUCAUCCAUCGAGACGUCAAGCCUUCUAAUGUGCUGAUUAAUACCCUGGGCCAAGUGAAGAUGUGUGACUUUGGAAUCAGUGGCUACCUGGUGGAUUCAGUUGCUAAAACAAUCGAUGCAGGUUGCAAACCAUACAUGGCCCCUGAAAGAAUAAACCCAGAGCUCAACCAGAAGGGAUACAGUGUGAAGUCUGACAUUUGGAGUCUGGGCAUCACCAUGAUUGAGUUGGCCAUCCUCCGGUUUCCCUAUGAUUCUUGGGGCACUCCCUUCCAGCAACUCAAACAGGUGGUAGAGGAGCCAUCGCCACAACUCCCAGCAGACAAGUUCUCUGCAGAAUUUGUUGACUUUACCUCACAGUGCUUGAAGAAGAAUUCCAAAGAAAGGCCUACAUAUCCAGAGCUUAUGCAACAUCCAUUCUUCACUGUACAUGAAUCCAAAGCAACAGAUGUGGCAUCUUUUGUAAAAUCGAUUCUUGGAGACUAAAAAGCAAUGGACUUAAUCAGUUGACCCUACUGUGGAUUGGUGGGUUUACAGGGUGAAGCAAGUUCACUACAGCGCCGAUAGGAAGUCAUCUUUGAGAUAAUUUAACCCUGUCUCUCAGAGGGUGUUUGCUCCCUGUUUUCUUUUCUUUUUCCCCUCCUUAGGGGGCCUUGGAAUCUAUAGUAUAGAAUGAACUGUCUAGCUGGAUGAAAUAUGAUAAAGGCUUAGGACUUGAAAAGAUGAUUAAAUAUUUAAUGAUGUGUCAUAUGAGUCCUUAAGCUUCUCAGACUUCUCUUGUUUUUUUACAAAGUGAAUGCAUUGGCCCUGGCAUAAAGGUGCUACCAUAGUGAUGAAAUUGUAAGUAGAUUUGUUGUGUGUACCACUUAUUAUUUUAAUAUUUAUGUGUAAGCGCUUGGUUGCAAAGAUUCCAUUUUAUGCAAGAAGGGAAAUGCAAAAGACAAAGUUGGGUUAGCAAUAUUUAUAGGGCUUUUAUUUUUUAAGUUCAAUCGUGUCUGUGGUCCAGAAGGAAUUAUUUAAUAUGCAUCUUUAAGAAUAUUAUAAAGAUAUCAAAAAGGACCUCUUCUUGUGAAGUCUCUGUGCCAGCUGUCAUGGUUGCUGCCACAUUUUAAACUGCUGCUCAAUCCUGGGUCAUCACCACAUAUUUUAGGUGAGGGGCAAGACAUCCCAGUCAAUCCUACUCUUUCCUCAACUGUGGAAAACAUAAAAGUCAUUUUUAUCACAGCACCAACAGUAGAAAAAAAAAAAGGUGGACAUUUGUGGUAUAGUAUUAGUGGAAAGU
Molecule: messenger RNA, 2047 nt
Organism: Lepus europaeus (European hare)
Lineage: Eukaryota; Metazoa; Chordata; Mammalia; Lagomorpha; Leporidae
Gene: MAP2K6
Product: mitogen-activated protein kinase kinase 6
Exons: 12
Coding region: 247-1251 (334 amino acids)
Biological process (GO): MAPK cascade; protein phosphorylation
Molecular function (GO): MAP kinase kinase activity; ATP binding
Source: RefSeq, a predicted model, not a curated record